GAAAAAACAAAACAAAUCAAAACCCAAAUUCUCACUCUCACACACUUCACUCUCUCUAUCUCUCUCUCUCUGAAACUGAAACUGAAACGCUCUCACGCGCCUUUUCAUCUUCGAUUAAACCCUAACGUCUAGGGUUUUUGAAUUAGCUACCAUCGACGCACUGUUUCGUGUUUUCUUCAGCUUGAUGAUCAACGUUUACGACUAAGGUUUUGUGUUCAGCUAGCUGAGACGGUUUGAUUUAACAGAGAUUUCUCUUUGAGAUAAGAAAGGGGCUGUAGAUUUACUAAGGUAGUGAUGGAAGAUAAUCCUACUUCAAGUCUUUUGGAAGGGAAGGUGGUUGGGAUCCGAUUCAGUAUGGCUACACGCCAGGAAAUUAGUACUGCAUCAAUCAGCGAUUCCCAAAUUAGCCAUGCUAGUCAGCUGGCAAAUCCCUUUCUUGGGCUUCCACUUGAAUUCGGAAGAUGUGAAUCUUGUGGCACUUCCGAAGCUGGCAAAUGCGAAGGCCACUUUGGUUAUAUUGAACUUCCAGUGCCAAUAUACCAUCCUAGUCAUGUAACCGAGGUGAAGCGAAUACUGAGCCUAGUCUGCUUAAGCUGCCUAAAACUGAAGAAAACAAAGGUACCUUCUUCAAGCAGUGGUUUGGCACAGAGAUUAUUAUCUCCUUGUUGUGAGGAUGUUAAUGCUUCACAAGUUUCUAUUCGGGAGGUCAAAACAGCUGAUGGGGCUUGUUACUUAGCACUAAAGGUGCCAAAGUCAAAGAUGCAUGACGGAUUUUGGAGUUUUUUAGAAAAAUAUGGCUAUCGCUAUGGGGGUGAUCAUACUCGAGCUUUGCUUCCUUGUGAGGCGAUGGAAAUUAUGAAGAGAAUUCCUCCAGAAACAAAAAAGAAACUUGCUGCAAAAGGAUAUUUUCCUCAAGAUGGAUAUGUUUUGAAAUACCUUCCGGUACCACCAAAUUGCUUGUCUGUGCCAGUAGUUUCGGAUGGUGUCAGUAUCAUGUCUUCGGAUCCUGCCAUGACGAUUCUUAGAAAAUUGCUUAGGAAGGUUGAAGUCAUCAGAAGCUCUAGAUCUGGUGAGCCAAACUUUGAGUCUCAUCAAGUGGAAGCUAAUGAUUUGCAAUCCGUAGUUGAUCAGUAUCUUCAAAUUAGGGGUACUUCUAAGGCCGCACGUGAUAUAGAAACACAUUAUGGGGUCAAUAAGGAGCUGAAUGAUUCCUCAACAAAGGCAUGGUUAGAGAAAAUGAGGACUUUAUUUAUAAGAAAGGGUUCAGGGUUUUCUUCCCGGAAUGUAAUAACUGGAGAUGGCUAUAAGAAAAUAAAUGAAGUAGGAAUACCGCUUGAGGUUGCCCAAAGGAUAACAUUUGAGGAGAGAGUAAGCAUCCAUAACAUCCAUUAUUUACAAAAGUUGGUGGAUGAAAAUUUGUGCUUGACAUACAAGGAAGGUUUGUCUACUUACUCACUUAGGGAGGGCUCAAAGGGGCACACUUACCUUAAAACAGGUCAGAUCGUCCAUAGGAGGAUAAUGGAUGGCGAUACGGUCUUCAUCAACAGACCGCCAACUACCCACAAGCACUCCUUGCAAGCACUUGUGGUGUACAUCCACGACGACCACACAGUCAAAAUUAAUCCACUUAUAUGUGGACCCCUCGGAGCGGACUUUGAUGGUGACUGUGUCCAUCUUUUUUAUCCCCAGUCACUUGCUGCUAAAGCUGAGGUUUUGGAGCUUUUCUCUGUUGAGAAACAACUUCUCAGCUCUCACAGUGGCAAUUUGAACCUUCAGUUAUCCUCUGAUUCGUUACUGUCACUAAAGAUGCUAGUCAAGAGUUGUUUUUUGGAUAGAGCAACAGCUAAUCAAAUGGCAAUGUUUCUUUCACUGCCUUUGCCAAUGCCUGCUUUGCUUAAGGCUACAUCUGGUGAUUCUUUUUGGACAUCUAUUCAAAUGUUGCAGUGUGCUUUGCCUUUCUCGUUUGAUUGUACUGGAGUACGAUACUUGAUUAGGCAGAGGGAAAUCUUAGAAUUUGAUUUUACCAAAGAUGUCUUGCCUUCAAUUAUAAAUGAAAUAGCAGCCUCAAUUUUUUUUGGCCAGGGUCCUCAGGAGGCACUCAAUUUCUUUGAUGUGAUCCAGCCCUUUCUGAUGGAAAACAUAUUUGCCCAUGGAUUUAGUGUUGGAUUACAAGACUUUUCUAUAUCCAGGGCAGUGAAGAGAGUUAUAAAUAGAAGCAUUGGGAAAGUUUCUCCUUUGUUGCGUCAGCUGCGGGACAUAUAUGAAGAGCGUGUGGCUCAACAACUGGAGAAUGAAAUUCAUGAUAUUGAACUUCCAGUCAUAAAUUUUGCUUUGAAGUCAACCAAACUUGGAGAUUUGAUUGACUCAAAGAGUAAGUCGGCGGUUGACAAGGUGGUUCAACAGAUUGGCUUUUUAGGCCAACAACUCUUUGAGAGAGGAAAAUUUUAUUCCAAGGGAUUGGUUGAGGAUGUAGCUUCCCAUUUUCAUGUGAAGUGUUUCUAUAAAGAGGAAGAUUAUCCCUCCGCCGAGUUUGGUUUGCUCAAAGGAUGCUUUUUUCAUGGUUUAGAUCCAUAUGAAGAGUUGGUGCAUUCAAUUGCAACGAGAGAAAUAAUUGACCGCUCUUCUAGAGGAUUAUCUGAACCAGGCACACUAUUUAAGAACUUGAUGGCCAUUCUCCGUGAUGUUGUUAUUUGCUAUGAUGGAACUGUGAGAAAUGUGUGUAGUAAUUCCAUCAUCCAGUUUGAAUAUGGCGUACAAUCUGGAGACGCAGCACAACACUUAUUCCCUGCUGGUGAGCCUGUAGGUGUCUUAGCUGCAACUUCAAUGUCAAACCCUGCUUAUAAAGCAGUCCUUGAUGCUAGUCCUAGCAGUAAUUCUUCAUGGGGAUUUAUGAAGGAAAUACUCCUUUGCAAGGUGAACUUCAGGAAUGAAUCAAAUGAUCGCCGUGUAAUUUUAUAUUUAAAUGAUUGUGAUUGUGGUAGGAAUUAUUGUCGAGAACGUGCUGCAUAUUUGGUUAAAAAUCAAUUAACCAAAGUAAGCCUCAAGGAUGCAGCAGUAGAUUUCAUUAUUGAAUACCAGCAGCAUCGAAGACACAAUGAUGGUACUGAAGAUGCAGGCCUUGUUGGUCAUAUUCAUCUAAAUGAGGCGAUGUUAGAGAACCAUAAGAUCAAUAUGACUGAAGUUUACCAAAAAUGCCAAGAGAGACUUGAUUCUUUUAGUCGGAAGAAGAAAUACCCAAUUUUUAAGAGAACCGAAUUGUCUUUCAGUGAGUCAUGCUAUUCUCCAAACUAUGCUGCCCCUUGUGUAACAUUCCAUUGGCGGGAUGGUGAUGAUUUGGACCAAACCACUAAAGUCUAUGCUGACAUCAUCUGCCCAGUUCUGUUAGAAUCCAUAAUCCAAGGAGACCCUCGUAUCAGCUCGGCAAGUAUAAUUUCGGUUAAUCCUGGAACAAACACAUGGGUCCGUAACCCGUCCAAAUCUUCUAAUGGUGAAUUAGCACUGGACGUCAUUCUUGAGAAGGAAGCUGUUAAACAAAGUGGUGAUGCUUGGAGGAUUAUACUUGAUUCCUGUCUUCCUGUUCUUCAUUUGAUUGAUACUAGGCGUUCUAUACCUUAUGCUAUUAAGCAAAUUCAGGAAUUACUGGGAAUAUCAUGUACGUUUGAUCAAGCGAUUCAGCGUCUUGCAGCAUCAGUAAGAAUGGUGGCAAAAGGUGUUCUCAGAGAGCAUCUCAUUCUCUUAGCAAGUAGUAUGACUUGUGGUGGAAAUUUGGUUGGUUUUAAUACAGGUGGUUAUAAAACGCUGGCUCGUCAAUUAAAUAUUCAAGUACCAUUCACCGACGCAACACUCUUUACUCCUAGAAAAUGCUUUGAAAGAGCUGCUGAGAAACACCACGCAGACUCUUUGUCUAGCAUUGUUGCUUCCUGUUCUUGGGGUAAACACGUGGCGGUUGGUACAGGAUCAAGUUUUGAUAUUGUAUGGGAUCCCAAAGAGAUUAACACAAACGAAAUUGAAGGGAUGAAUGUUUACAAGUUUCUUCACAUGGUCAAAGGCCUUGCCAAUGGGGAAGAAGAAAACAAUGCUUGUUUGGGUGAGGACAUUGAUGAUUUGCUCGAUGAUGAAAAUGUGGACUGGGAUAUGUCCCCACAGCAUACCUCUGGAUUUGAUGCUGUCUUUGAUGAGACUUUUGAACUACCGAGUGACCCAACAUCAAAUGGUUGGGAUUCAAAUAAAGACCAGAUUGAUCAGGCCAAAACAAACUCGAAUGAUUGGUCUGCUUGGGGACAAAAAAAAUCUGAAAUACAAGACUCUUCAAAGUCUAGUGGCUGGGGGGCUGCCACAAAUCAAAAUAGUGAGUCUUCCUGGGGUAAAAGUACACAGGGAGGUGAAGAUGAUGCAGUACAAAACUCCCAAUGGGAGUCUGGGAUUCAAGAAGACUCUUCAAAGUCUAGUGCUUGGGGGGCUGCCACCAAUCAAAAUAAUGAUCAGUCUUGGGGUAAAACGAAACCUGUAGCACAAGAUGCAGUACAAACCACCCAAUGGGAGUCAGGGAUUCAAGAACAGUCUAGUGCUUGGGGGGCUGCUUCAAAUCAAAACAGUGACCAGUCUGAUGGACCUCAAAAGGCUAUGUGGGUGUCUGGGAGCUCUCAAAAGUGGGGAUCUGGUGUUACCCAAGAAGACUCAUCAAAAUCUGGUGCUUGGGGGGCUGCUACCAAUCAAAAUAAUGAUCAGUCUUGGGGUAAAACGAAACCUGUAGCACAAGAUGCAGUACAAACCACCCAAUGGGAGUCAGGGAUUCAAAAACAGUCUAGUGCUUGGGGGGCUGCUUCAAAUCAAAACAGUGACCAGUCUGAUGGACCUCAAAAGGCUAUGUGGGUGUCUGGGAGCUCUCAAAAGUGGGGAUCUGGUGUUGCCCAAGAAGACUCUUUAAAAUCUGGUGCUUGGGAGGCCAACACAAUUCAAAACAGUGGUAAGGCCUCUUGGGGCAAAAAUAAAACUGUAGUGCUAGAUGCUGGAGAGGAAAGGGCCCACGAAGAGUCUGGGAGCAUUACAAAAUGGAAAGCAGAUAGUAUCCAAGAAGACUUGUCAAGCUCAGGUGGUUGGAAAGCUUGGGGAAAAAGUAAAACCAAUGUACACGAGGGUGAGUCUACAAAAGUACAAGAAGAUUCUUGGAACUCCCAGAAAUUGAAAGCUGGAGCUGAUGUUACCCAAGAAGACUCUGCGAAGUCUGGUUCUUGGGGUGCAAUCAAAGAUGCAACAAAAUCCAAGUCGAAUGAUUGGUCCUCGUGGGGAGGGAAAAAAGAUGAGAUACAUAAGCCGGACAACGUUAAGGACAGUUGGGAUGCCAAAUUGCCAGUUGCCAAUAGCUCUUGGGGAAAGCCCAAAUCACCAGAAAACCAACCUUGGGAUAACAAGAAUGAAUCAAAUAGCUCUUGGGGAAAACCCAAAUCACAUGAAAACCAGCCAUGGGAUUCCAAAACUGAGCCAAAUAGUAGCUCUUGGGGAAAACCCAAAUCACAAGAGAACCAGCCUUGGGAUUCCAAAACUGAGCCAAAUAGUAGCUCUUGGGGAAAACCCAAAUCACAAGAAAACCAGCCUUGGGAUUCCAAAACCGAGCCAAAUAGCUCUUGGGGAAAACCCAAAUCACAAGAAAACCAACCUUGGACCAAGAAUGACUCGAAUCAAAGUGCAAGUUCACGUGGAUGGGACUCACAUGUUGCUUCUGCUAACUCUGAUGGCGACCGAAGUUUUCAGUGGGGAAAACAAGGAAGAGACUCAUUUAAGAAAAAUCAGUUUGAAGGUUCACAAGGUCGGGGUUCAAAUGCUGGGGACUGGAGAAAUCAGAAUCGCCCUGUCAGAGCACCUGGACAGAGGUUCGAAUUAUACUCUUCUGAGGAGGAGCAGGAUAUUCUCAAGCAUAUUGAACCUAUUGUGCAGUCCAUCAGAAAAAUCAUGCAGCAAGAAGGAUACAAUGAUGGGGAUCCACUAGCUGCUGAUGACCAAAAGUAUGUUCUUGAGAAUGUCUUUGAACAUCAUCCAGAUAAAGAAACAAAAAUGGGUGCUGGAAUUGAUCAUGUCAUGGUUAGCAAACACAGCAAUUUUCAGGACAGCAGAUGCUUGUAUGUGGUUUUAAAAGAUGGUAAAAAAGAAGACUUUUCGUACCGUAAGUGCCUGGAAAACUUAGUGAGGAAGAAAUUUCCAGAAACUGCCGAAUCGUUCUGCGGAAAAUAUUUUAGGAAACCCCAACCCCGUGUAAAGAGGGACCAGACUCCAAACCCAGCAGGGGAGCAGACUGCAACUCCAAACCCAGCAGGGGAGCACACCUCUAACCCGAAUCCAGAAAGGGAGCAGACCUCUAACCCGAAUCCAGCAGGGGAGCAGACAACUACUUCAGCCGGUGAUCAGACUUCAACACCAAAUCCAGCGGAGGACCAGAACACAACUCCAAUGGCUAUGGAAACCAAUGAGUAGAGAAGUUGAAAGUUGUGUCCUUAAUUUUGUACAGACAAGGGCACAGUUGAGGCAAGCUUUAGUCAUAUUCAUUUUAUCUAACCCUUCAACCUCAUUCAGCUUCUAGAAAAUGACCAAACCACUACCAGAAUGGAAACCUUUUGAUUUGUUUCAUGAAUCAGCUUGUCUGUUAUUCUGUGAAUAGGUUAUCCAGCAUUCUUAAUUUAUCUGUAUAGUGGUGGAUUUUGUGGUUAAAUUUUUCUCAUGUCUCAUCUGUGCAAUACAAAGGAGUAUCGAGUGCCAUUUAAUUUCUUGUUUGUAAUCAUUGUUAUGUGGUAUGCUGAUAUUCACCAAGAAAAUAUGCUUAGGUUAUGCAAUCUUGUAUUAAUUUUGCGUGUAAUUAGACACCUGGUGACAAUUUAGAAAAUCAGUGUAGGUAGGUGGCUUUUUGUCGUA
Molecule: messenger RNA, 6903 nt
Organism: Trifolium pratense (red clover)
Lineage: Eukaryota; Viridiplantae; Streptophyta; Magnoliopsida; Fabales; Fabaceae
Product: DNA-directed RNA polymerase V subunit 1-like
Exons: 20
Coding region: 295-6468 (2057 amino acids)
Biological process (GO): DNA-templated transcription
Cellular component (GO): RNA polymerase II, core complex
Molecular function (GO): DNA binding
Source: RefSeq, a predicted model, not a curated record